Messenger RNA from Scophthalmus maximus (turbot), 1720 nucleotides. RefSeq names its product dynein light chain Tctex-type 2B (gene dynlt2b). The record is from RefSeq and is a predicted model, not a curated record. Bases 780 to 1097 code for a protein of 105 amino acids. NCBI's taxonomy places the organism in Eukaryota, Metazoa, Chordata, Actinopteri, Pleuronectiformes, Scophthalmidae. Gene Ontology annotation, cellular component: cytoplasm; cytoplasmic dynein complex. Gene Ontology annotation, biological process: microtubule-based movement. Gene Ontology annotation, molecular function: dynein intermediate chain binding. The transcript has 5 exons.
AAUGUUUGAAGCGAGACCAAUUCACCUGCUGUUAUUUGGAAUUUGUACCUCAUUAAGGGCCUGCAGAUAAUGAUGAUCAAUACUGAAUGUAACGAAUCAACCAUUAGCUUCCACAUUAUCGUCCUGCAGUCUUCCAGGUUAUGAGCAAUUACACUGAGCACAUAGUGUAAACCCCUGUGGCUUAUUUGACACAAGCACAAUUGAUCUGAAAUCCAAAAUGAUUAGCUUUAAUUAUCAGAGUAAAGCUUCAGGUGGAUUUGAAACAGAAUCAUUGGAUUUGUGUUGUUCGGCUUGGUAGUCCAGCACCACAGUUAUCUUAUGCAAAUGUUGGAUGGUGCUACUAAAGGUGAGAACCUUGUUUUCAUACAGAUAUUUAGAUUUAACCUGUAUGUGAUAAAUGGUAAAAUAUUUGUGCGUGGAAUACAAAUAUUUUAAGAUAUACAAUUAUAUUGUGGAAAAAUCCGUGGAGAAAUGAGAAAAGCCAGACACUGGUCAUAACAGCCUGAUAGUAUUCUUGUUAUCUGCUCCUAACCCUCCUUGUCGGGGAAGUGAAACCAGAAGAGACAUGCUCUGAUCUGACUGCAGCUGAAGAGGCCUGGAAAGCAGUGGAGUCCGAUAUCAAGAACUCAGCGAGUUGGAUGCACCGUGUUACUUCUCUGAAUUGACACUCAACUCCACGUGGGAGGAAAAGGAAGAAGUGAAAGAGAUGGUUGGUGGUAGUCGUGACAUUUUAGAAGACAAUUGUGUCGCACAAGGCUUCCCUUGUCAGAGACAGAACAAUGUUCAAACCAGCCAGAGUGAAGGAGUGCAUUCGUGAAGUCGUUAGGGAGCGACUGUCUGGGGUUCAGUACGACCCGGAGGAAGUCCCAGAGCUGUCCCGGUCCCUGGCAGACUGCAUUAAGGACAAAGUGAAGAAUGCUGGAUUUGACAGAUAUAAGCUUGUCGUGCAGGUGGCCAUUGGAGAACAACGGGGACAGGGAGUCAAGAUGUGUUCCAGGUGUUUGUGGGAUGCUGACACAGACAACUAUGCAGAAGAUGUUUUCAUGAACGACAGCUUGUUCUGUGUGGUGGCAGUUUUUGGGAGCUAUUACUACUGAGGAUGACACGAUGGAUGACAGAAAUCUUUCAGAUGGAAGGAUGUGAGUUGUACUCCGCUCACCAUCAUCAUUUCGGGUCCAUUGUGCAUCUGGAGUAAUGUAAUUGCUGCAUCUUCAAAGUUAAAGAAUUCACCAGCAUCUCCUGAUUUGGAAAAAAGACUAUUAAAGGUGGGUCUCUCAUGGAUAAUCUUGAAUAGUUUCAUGAUGUAGCUCAGAACAUUGCAAUCCUGACUCCUUGAAUGUCAAACAAGUUCCCAAAAGUGUUGAAAUGUCUGGGUGGGUGUGGGAAUCCUCAGCAUAUUCAUGAGAUAUUUUUACCGGAGAAGUCCGCUAGCUUCACAUCCAUCCGUGAGAAAAUGUCAACUUUACCAAAUUUUCACUGAUUUCUAAAUUAAUUUGACUGAAAAUUGUCACAUAACCAUUUAAUCUUUUAAGUUUGAUAACACUCAUACAGCACAUUCGCAGAUCCAUUUUGUAUUUGUAACAGCAUGUUAACAAAUGGUCAUUUUUUGCUUUUUUGUAUGUUUUGGUGGUAAUUUUGAGCGUUUUAUUCCAUUUCAAAGAUAUUGUGACUUUUAAUUCGUGGCAUGUUUGCCUUAUUAAAGUGUCUCUACAGGAUUGUA